AUGGCUUUCAUCACGAUGCCCAUCUUAAUAACAAGCAACUUAGAAGUAGAAGGUGCAAUGAAGCAAGGUGUCCAGAGCAGCUGCAAACAAAAUGAUUGUUCCGCUUUUCAUUCAAUAUCAACUUCUUCCCAUCCAUCCUCUAAUUCAUCUAACGAAGACAGAUGCUGCUCAAAUAAGAGCAGCAGUGAUGGAAGCACAUGUGAGUCGGCAAAACUGAACUGUUAUGCUGGAGCAAAAUUUGGUGAUGCCCCAGAACCAGUCAUGUUGCCUUUGCCACCGAAACACUGGUUGAAAUGUAGAUCUUCCAAUUCAUCGUCUUUGAAACCAUGCGAUGACCUUUCGUUACAAUUGAAGGUCAUCCUUCAGGUAGCAUGA
This is a messenger RNA of Helobdella robusta, 375 nucleotides long. RefSeq lists its product as hypothetical. The record is from RefSeq and is a predicted model, not a curated record. NCBI's taxonomy places the organism in Eukaryota, Metazoa, Annelida, Clitellata, Rhynchobdellida, Glossiphoniidae. The transcript is spliced from 2 exons. The coding region runs from base 1 to 375 and encodes 124 amino acids. Gene Ontology annotation, cellular component: nucleus.